Molecule: messenger RNA, 1840 nt
Organism: Crotalus tigris (Tiger rattlesnake)
Lineage: Eukaryota; Metazoa; Chordata; Lepidosauria; Squamata; Viperidae
Product: deoxyribonuclease-1-like
Exons: 9
Coding region: 807-1655 (282 amino acids)
Biological process (GO): DNA catabolic process
Cellular component (GO): nucleus
Molecular function (GO): DNA nuclease activity
Source: RefSeq, a predicted model, not a curated record
GAAUCCGGGGAGGCCCGAACGAGGCCGGCGCCUCCGAGGCCCCGGCGAUGCCUCGGCCUUCGUGUCCCCGCCAUUCAGGGGAGCCGCCCCUGCCAGGCCCCCUGGGGCGCUGCCAGCUGGCCGGCUCGGGCCGGGAGCUGAGAAGCGGGCAGAUGCGCUUCAAGGCCCCGAUAAGGGUCGCCCCGAUAAGGGCCUUGAUCCGGAGCUACGGCUGCGAGGAGAGAGAGUCGUGGGCGAGGUCGACCAGCCCAGGGGGCAGAAGAGGCCAGGAGUUGCCCCUUCGAAGGGCUCCCCCUCUUCAGGGUGCUCGGUUCCUCGGUCCUCCGCUGACAGAAACCGCCCCUCAGGCAGGCUCGGCACCUGCUCACUUCGGGCUGCUUCUUCCACGGGUACAGGCCCCUUUUUGGAUUAAUGAACACCAGUCCACGUGAUCAGACUCCGCGAGCCCAGCGAAGUGGAGGGUGUUCGUGCCCGAUUUGUGUCCUGCCACCUUUGCUCUGCUCUUCCAUGCAGGCAUUUGGCAUCAGUGUUAAAGUGGUUGAUAUACAAGCAACAGUCUGGGUGCUGCUUGCAGAACACGGCCAUAUCACUUGGGCAGUUGUCCCACAUUUUCUCUGUUGUUGGUGCAAUGCCCGUCUGCUGCGAGACUGUAUUGCUGCUGACGUGGUCAAGAAGGGACAUGCCCAAUGCCAGCACCUGCUCAGAUAAGGAACAAACAGCUGCCAAGGCCAGGGGUCCAGCCUAUUUAAGGGAGCUGGGAAAUCAAGCUACCCCACUAGCGGUACUGGACCUGUGCAGGACGAGGCAUGAAGACCCUCUUGCUGGCACUCCUUGGGGUGGCUUCACUCCUGCAGCUCACCCUCUCCCUGAGAAUUGGCGCUUUCAACAUCCGGGCCUUUGGGGACAAAAAGCUCUCCAACCAGACCAUCUCCAGCUUCAUUGUCAGAAUACUGACCGCCUACGAUCUUGCCUUGAUCCAGGAAGUCCGAGAUGCUGACCUGAGUGCAGUCAAGAAGCUGAUGCACCUAGUCAAUUGGGCAUCGCCAAAUGCCUUCAGCUACCUGGUCAGCAAGCCUCUGGGGCACAACAGCUAUAAGGAGCAGUACCUCUUCAUUUACAGGCGGGACAGGGUCUCUCCGCUGGAGAGCUACUAUUACAAGGACGGCUGUGAGCCCUGCGGCAACACCACCUUCAGCAGGAAACCCUUCAUUGUCAAAUUUGCUGUCCCUCAAGCAGAAGUGAAAGAGCUGGUCCUGGUGCCCCUGCACGCAGCUCCUGAAGCUGCAGUGACCGAGAUUGACGCUCUCUACGACGUCUACCAGGAUGUGAAAAGCAGGUGGGGGGCCACGGAUGCCCUCCUCCUGGGAGACUUCAACGCUGGCUGCAAGUACGUCCGGGUGGAGGACUGGCCCUCCAUCCGCCUGCGCUCCAUCAAGGACUUCCAGUGGCUCAUCCUGGACACGGCAGAUACCACGGUGACCAAUACCGUCUGUGCCUAUGACAGGAUUGUGGCAGUGGGUUCAAAGCUGAGAGAGAGCAUCUUGCCUGCAACAGCCAAGGUGGACAACUUCCAGAAGACCCUGAAGUUGAGCUCCAAGGAUGCCUUGGCUGUAAGUGACCAUUUUCCAGUGGAGGUGACCCUAAAACCCACCUGAGCCCCCCUGGCCCAGGAAGGCCACAUCCAGCCUGCAGCCCUACCCAACUACUUCAAAGAUGCUGCUCGGAUUGCUUCGGAGCCCAGCAUGACCCUUCACAGACCCAGGCGACAGGCAAAACCUCAACAGGUUCUCUUUCUGACACAACAGAAGCUUAAAUAAUAAAAAGAUUAGCUACCUUCAAA